GCCACGCCCCCUGCGUGCAGGUUACUUUCACUUUCUGCUGGUCGCGUCGCAGCUGCAGCUCUGUGAGCGACGCUGUCCCCUCUGUGACUCCUGAAGGAGGCUUUGCUCAUGUUGGUUAGUUCCAGUCUGACAGCAGAAACCGGGACUUCACAGCUCCACUGACAGCCAGCAGACGAACACGAAGACCUUCCUCCAUCUUCCUGUCAGCGUUCAAAGCGAAAGUAGUGAAGGCAGAGCGUCUCUGGGAGCUGAUGUGAGUUCAGCAGCAGCUGCCAAGGCUGCUGUGUUUGUGUGAAGGUGUGGGCUCUGCUAUGGAUCAGAGUGAGGACAGACAGGAGGGAGUCCCCCCCUCUAAAACCACUCUGUGUGGGGAACAUGACACGAGGACCGAAGCUCAGAGGAUCCAUCAGAGACCUGAACCUGAACCCAGCUGUGUGUCCAUGAAGAGUGACCGGUCUAUGCGUCGUCCUACAGUCUUCAAAGAUGGACGCCACUCUGUUGAUCAAAGAGUCGACCAGGAGAGCUCAGAGGUUCCCAGUGGUCAGUCUGAGCUGAAGAUCCAUCAGAUACCAGACUGUCCUGAACCUGAACCCAGCUGUGUGUCCAUGAAGAGUGACCGGUCCAUGCGUCAUCCUGUACACUUCAAAGAUGGACGCCACUCUGUUGAUCAACGAGUCGACCAGGAGAGCUCAGAGGUUCCCAGUGGUCAUCAAACACAUUUGGACGCCAUGUUUAUGCUGCUGGAGGAGAACAUUGUCACUUUUGUGAAGAACGAGCUGAAGAAAAUCCAGAAGUUUCUGAGUUCAGAUUACCCAGAAUGCUCUGAGAGUCAGAGGGAGGAUGAGGAGGUGUUGGAUGGUGAGGAGGAAGAGCAGAGGAGGAGCAGCAGAGAGGCAUUUCUGAACAUCACGCUGCACUUCCUGAGGAGAAUGAAGCAGGAGGAUCUGGCUGACCGUCUGCAGAUCAGAUAUCCUGUUCCAGUUUGUUUCCAGCAUAAACUUAAAUCUAACCUGAAGAAUAAGUUCCAGUGUGUGUUUGAGGGGAUUGCUAAAGCAGGAAACCCAACCCUUCUGAACCAGAUCUACACAGAGCUCUACAUCACAGAGGGAGGGACUGCAGAGUUUAAUGAUGAACAUGAGGUCAGACAGAUUGAAACAGCAUCCAGGAGACCAGACAGACCAGAAACAACAAUCAGACACGAAGACAUCUUUAAACCCUCACCUGGAAGAGAUGAACCAAUCAGAACAGUGAUGACAAAGGGAGUGGCUGGCAUUGGGAAAACUGUCUUAACACAGAAGUUCACUCUGGACUGGGCUGAAGACAAAGCCAACCAGGACAUACAGUUCACAUUUCCAUUCACCUUCAGAGAGCUGAAUGUGCUGAAACAGAAAAAGUUCAGCUUGGUGGAACUUGUUCAUCACUUCUUUACUGAAACCAAAGAAGCAGGAAUCUGCAGGUUUGAAGAGUUCCACGUUGUGUUCAUCUUCGACGGUCUGGAUGAAUGUCGACUUCCUCUGGACUUCCACAACAAUGAGGUCCUGACUGAUGUUACAGAGUCCACCUCAGUGGAUGUGCUGCUGACAAACCUCAUCAGGGGGUACCUGCUUCCCUCUGCUCGCCUCUGGAUAACCACACGACCUGCAGCAGCCAAUCAGAUCCCUCCUGAGUGUGUUGACAUGGUGACAGAGGUCAGAGGCUUCACUGACCCACAGAAGGAGGAGUACUUCAGGAGGAGAUUCAGAGAUAAGAAGCAGACCAGCAGAAUCAUCUCCCACAUCAAGACCUCACGAAGCCUCCACAUCAUGUGCCACAUCCCAGUCUUCUGCUGGAUCACUGCUACAGUUGUGGAGGAUGUGUUGAAAACCAGCGAGGGUGGAAAACUGCCCAAGACCCUGACUGAGAUGUACAUCCACUUCCUGGUGGUUCAGUCCAAACUGAAGAACGUCAAGUAUGAUGGAGGAGCUGAGAUGGAUCCACACUGGAGUCCAGAGAACAGGGAGAUGAUUGAGUCUCUGGGAAAACUGGCUUUUGAUCAGCUGCAGAAAGGCAACCUGAUCUUCUAUGAAUCAGACCUGACAGAGUGUGGCAUCGAUAUCAGAGCAGCCUCAGUGUACUCAGGAGUGUUCACACAGAUCUUUAGAGAGGAGAGAGGGCUGUACCAGGACAAGGUGUUCUGCUUCGUCCAUCUGAGCAUUCAGGAGUUUCUGGCUGCUCUUCAUGUCCAUGUGACGUUCAUCAACUCUGGUGUCAAUCUGCUGUCAGACAAACAAACAACUUCCCAGAAGUCUGAAACAAGAAAAGACGAAUCUGCAGUGACAUACUUCUACCAGAGUGCUGUGAGAAAGGCUUUACAGAGUCCAAAUGGACACCUAGACUUGUUCCUUCGCUUCUUCCUGGGCCUUUCACUGCAAACCAAUCAGAUUCUCCUACGAGGUCUGCUGACACAGACAGGAAGUAGUUCACAGACCAAUCAGGAAACAGUCCAUUACAUCAAGAUGAAGAUCACUAAGAAUCUCUCUCCAGAGAAAAGCAUCAAUCUGUUUCACUGUCUGAAUGAACUGAAUGAUCAUUCUCUGGUGGAGGAGAUCCAACGGUCCCUGAGUUCAGGAAGUCUCUCCACAAAUAAACUGUCUCCUGCUCAGUGGUCAGCUCUGGUCUUCCUCUUACUGUCAUCAGAAAAGGAUCUGGACGUGUUUGACCUGAACAAAUACUCUGCUUCAGAGGAGGCUCUUCUGAGGUUGCUGCCAGUGGUCAAAGCCUCCAAUAAAGCUCUACUGAGUGGCUGUAACCUCUCAGAGAAAAGCUGUGAAGCUCUGUCCUCAGUUCUCAGCUCCCAGUCCUCUAGUCUGAGAGAGCUGGACUUGAGUAACAACAACGUGCAGGAUUUAGGAGUGAAGCUGCUGUCAGCUGGACUGGAGAGUCCACACUGUAGACUGGAAACUCUCAGGCUGUCAGGCUGUCUGAUCACAGAGGAAGGCUGUGCUUCUCUGGCCUCGGCUGUGAGCUCCAACCCCUCCCAUCUGAGAGAGCUGGACCUGAGCUACAACCAUCCAGGAGACUCAGGAGUCAAGCUGCUGUCUGCUGGACUGGAGGAUCCACACUGGAGACUGGGCACUCUCAGGGCGGAGCCUGGUGGAGUCCGAUGGCUGAGACCAGGUCUGAGGAAGUAUUCCUGUGAACUCACACUCGACACAGACACAGCAAACAGAAAGAUCCAACUGUCUGACAACAACAGAAAGGUGACAUAUGUGGAGGAGGAUCAGCCAUAUCCUGAUCAUCCAGACAGGUUUGACGAGUGGCCUCAGCUGCUGUGUAGUAAUGGUCUGACUGGUCGCUGUUACUGGGAAGUCGAGUGGAGUGGACAUGUUGAUAUAUCAGUGAGUUACAGAGGAAUCAGAAGGAGAGGACGUAGAUAUGAUUGCAGGUUUGGAAGGAAUGAUCAGUCCUGGAGUCUGGAGUGCUCGACUGAUGGUUACACUGUCUGGCACAAUAACAGAGGAACAUCCACCUCCUCCGCCUCCUCUGUCUCUAACAGAGUAGCAGUGUAUGUGGACUGUCCUGCUGGUACUCUGUCCUUCUUCAGAGUCUCUUCUGAGACACUGAUCCACCUCCACACCUUCAACACCACAUUCACUGAACCUCUUUAUCCUGGGUUUGGGUUCUGGGCUGGUUGGUCUGGUUCAGUUUCAUUCUCCUCCUGUUAGAGAAACGUUCUCACUGCUGACCAGAUAGUUCAGUCUGACCAGGAUCACGCACAGCUGAUGUUAGUUAGUACCAACCUGAUCUCUCACUGGUGGUAAGACCUCAUGUACAACAACAAAUACCACUCCAUAUUAAAUAUUUCUUCAAGUAAAGGAUGUGAAGUCUGCCUGUUUCUCACUGCUCCAUCCAAACCAGGGGCCUCAUUUAUCAAAGUCUGCAUAGAACAAGUUCCCAAUUUGUUACCCCUUAUUCUCUAACUCCACACCUUGUUUCCUUGUACGUACAUGUAUGUACCAGUAUGUAAUUUACCGGCCGUAAUCUCAAGUGGAAAUGUCGUAAUUCAGGUGACCAAGCAGGUAGAGGGAUUGGUGCUUGGUGCAUCUAUGGGUUAGGAGGUAGUUGAAAGUGUACAGAGAGAUGCAGUGGAGUUUCUUAGUUGUCAGGGAGGCUUAAAAGAAGAGUCUAAGGUGAUAUCAAGAAAUUCAAGAGACGUGCUGGAUCCUACUGUUUUCUCUGAGGAAACUGUAUGGUGAGACUGUAUGAUGGUGAGACGAUAAGGAAGUCAUCCAGAAGGUGAAUAACAUAUUCAGUUCAGUUAAAUUUUAUUUAUAUAGGGCCAAUUCAUAGCAGAAGUUAUCUCAUUGCACUUUUCCUAUAGAGCAGGUCUAGACUGUACUCUUUAUAAUAUUAUUUACAGAGACCCAACAAAUCCCACCAUGAGCAAGCACUUGGCAGCAGUGGCAAGGAAUAACUUCCUUUAAGAGGCAGAAACCUCGAGCAGAUAGGAGAGUAAAAGUUACAUCGCAGUGUAAGAAAAGAAUCAUUAUUCGAUUUAAUAAAAGGCAGUGGCAAACAGAAAAGUCUUCAGCCUUGAUUUAAAAGAAGAAGUACUUUAUAAACCAACAGUAGUAUUUUGAAAUCAGUUCUUUGACAGACAGGAAGCCAGUGGAAAGACCUUAGAACUAGACUGAUGUGAUCCACUUUCUUGGUCUUAGUGAGGACGCGAGCAGCAGGCCUCUGAAUCAGCAGCAGCUGUCUGAUAAAUUUUUUUAGAGACCUGUAAAGACCCCGUUACAGUAGUUGUACAGCUCCAAAAACAAUUACUUAAGUUUUAUCUUUGUUUAACUGAAGACAAUUCUGGCACAGUCAAUUGUUGAUUUGUCCAAUACACUUGUAUUGGACCAUUAUAGUCCCCCGGUGACAUUGUUAUGUAAAUGUGUGUGUCGUCUGCAUAAUUUUAACAUAUUUUGUUGUUUUUCAUUAUCUGAGCCAGUGGGAGUGUGUAGAUAUUAAACAGAAGAGGCCCCAGAAUGGAGCCUUGGGGAACUCCACAUGUAAUUUUUGUCUGCUCAGAUGUGUAUUUACCUGUUGACACAAAGUUGUCCCUGUCGUUAGUUAGGAUUCAGACCAGUUUAAUACUGUGCCAGAAAGUCCCUCCCAGUUUUCCAGUCGGUCAAGUAAUAUGUUAUGGUCGACCGUGUCGUAUGCAGCACUGAGAUCCAAUAAUACCAAGACGGAAAUUCUGCCACUGUGUUUAAGUGGAUGUCAUUGAAGACUUGAACAAGAGCAGUCUCAGUGCUGUGGUGGUCUCAAAAACCUGACAGAAAACACCAAAGAAACUCCAGAAAUCAAGCCAAGUCAGUUAUAUUUAUAUAGCCCAAUAUCACAAAUCACAAUCUGCCUCAAGGGGCGUAUUGGCGGGACUUUGAAGGUGCUAGUGAUGUCAGCUUUAGCCAUCCAAGCACCACAGCCUGCAAGAUGAGGUUGAUAGUGUGAUUGAUGGUAGUUUAAUGCAUUGAUAAAUCUAGACUGUUGAUGCUGGCUGUUUGGGAACUGUGGGGAGAAGAAAGAUUGAUGUUGAGUCUCUUCUUGUCGGAUUACUACCUACUAAUGAUGCCAGUAGGGCUGAUGUCUUGAGCCUGGAAUUGAGGGCUAGCGAAUGUACCAAUCAUGAAGUCUUCCUCAACUUCUUUGGCCCCGAGUCUGUCUACUGUAUUAGGCUCGGCAAGGUCUGACUGAAGAUUGUGGCCAGCGAAUGAUGAAUCAGGGAUCUCGAUGUCUGGGUGGAAACUAUGGGUUAAACGAUGUAUGAGAAAAUAGACUAACUGGUGGUCUGGUUUGCUGCUCCUGGCCUCUUACUCCUAGAUAGAGAGGUGAAGUGUCUGUUUUACAGAGGAAGCGGAUCCCCUUCCACAGAGGCCGCCAUGUUGCACCACCUACAGUAGCCCAGAACAGACAAACCAAACACCAGCUCUAGAUAGGGCCUUUCACGUUUUCCGUGGCCACCGUAGUUUCUCCUACGCGCCUGGAAGGGGAGGGUGAGGCGAGCGGGAUUCAAAUGGUUGCAAACUGCAAUUUCAUAGCUAGAAGCCACUAAAUCCUACAUACUGCACCUUUUAAUGAUCAGUUUACCUGUGAUCACACCUGUGUGCAGCUGGGGGUUUGUUGGUCCUCAUGGUCAGCAGUGGAUCUAGAUGUACAAAUAUUCUCAAUCACAAGCAGAAACUGAUGAAUCUGAUUCUGUUUAGAAAUGAGCAUAUCCAUGGCUUAUUAUGGUUGAUAAAUGAGGCCCCCCGUAAUGCAGGUUAUAUUUUCUUUCUUUUAAACUGUCCUCAUACAAGACUGACUUCUCAUUCAACAAAGUAUAAAUCUGCCAGGAACCCAAUAUACAAGAAAAAAUUACACAAACACCUAUAAAAAUGUAUACAAAUCUUUAGUGAUAAACACUCAACAUAUUAUUAUAGAACAGUUCAGUGUUGUAAAAAAUAUUGUUUGACUGUUUAUAUAUACAAAUACAGCUGAAAAAUGUAGGAAAUAAACUGUGAUAGUCUGUUUACAUAUAAAGUGAUUUUAUCCAAACUGGUUUUUGUGUAUUUUUCAUCGAAAGUCUGUAACUCACUGAAAAUUUCAUAAUUGACAGUUAACAUUUCUUUAAUGUUGUACCACAUCAGCACUUUGAACUGGUUCUCUCAGCAUGUCUCUACAUGAUUUAUGAAUAAAGUUAUGUUACAACAAA
Molecule: messenger RNA, 6718 nt
Organism: Siniperca chuatsi (mandarin fish)
Lineage: Eukaryota; Metazoa; Chordata; Actinopteri; Centrarchiformes; Sinipercidae
Product: NLR family CARD domain-containing protein 3-like
Exons: 13
Coding region: 312-3704 (1130 amino acids)
Molecular function (GO): protein binding
Source: RefSeq, a predicted model, not a curated record